Molecule: messenger RNA, 1994 nt
Organism: Cuscuta campestris
Lineage: Eukaryota; Viridiplantae; Streptophyta; Magnoliopsida; Solanales; Convolvulaceae
Source: the annotation of a GenBank genome assembly
AUAAGUGAACAAAAUUUGAAAUACCAGUCAUUAUGUGCAACAUGUACUACCAUCAACUCCAAGACACCAUUCAUUCACUCAUUCCCUCAUCUUACAGUCAUGUUUAUGGUACUGUACUUUGUCCAAGAGAAUUUGAGCAAUUUGGCCUUCUCUGGAACGAUCUCUUCCUAAAUCCGUGUCGAUAUGAUUCUGUUUAAGAAGGGGAGUUUGAAACGAUCGGAACUUUUCUAGCACCAAAUUAGUUACACCAGCUGGUGUGUUCAUGCAAUGUGCUCCUUCCUUCAUUAGAUAAAACACAAAAUUAGUAUUGGCUACAACUAUAAUUUUCUUUUUUGGGGGGUACCAAAAGGAAAAGCUGACAUUCUGUUUCUGAUCCUAAAAAGGCAGAAAGUGAAGUGGUAAGAUGAUCCUGCUGGGGCAGAAUGUUGUGGAUAGGCUAAGGCCCAUAGUGAACUCAAACAAUUGGGAUUAUUGUGUGUGUUGGAAGAUGAGUGAGGACCAAAGGUUUCUUGAGUGGAUGUGUUGCUGCUGUGCCGGUGCUGCUGAUGGGGUCCAUGCUUGUGAGGAAGAGCUUCUUUUCUCCGUUUCUUCGUCGGCUUCUCCCCCUUGCAGAGAUGUCGUUUUUCAGCACCCCCGAACCAAGCCCUGUGAUUUACUGUCACAAUUGCCCACCUCUAUCAUUCUUGAUUCUGGAAUGCAUGCACAGUCCUUUCUGUCAAACCAAGCAAAAUGGUUGAACUUCUCACAGCUCUUAGAAUCGAACAAUGUUUCUGGCGAAAUAAUCGGAACCCGUGUUUUGAUACCGCAACCACUUGGAUUGAUAGAGCUAUUUACUGCAAAACUGGUGGCCGAAGAUCAACAAGUCAUAGACUUUGUCACAGGUCAGUGCAGCAUGUACAUGGAGAAUCAAGCAGCCAUGAUGAUGAACCCGAGCAGUGGGAUUCCAGCUGAUAAUGCUAAUAAUGGAGAUAAUGAUCAAAUGGACGAUUCUCGCCAUCUUUUCUCACCAUCCUCAGAUCUAACUUCUCUCCCAAUGAGUUUUCUCCCACAGAUGAGUAGUUCUAGCAUGUUAAUGCCGAACACGAAUGAAUUGAGUGAAUUCAGGAUAGAGAGUGGAUUGGAUCAUCAUGAGAUAGAUGUGGUGAUGGUGCAGAAGCAAAUGAUGAUGGAUAACAAAGAUGGAAACGACGAUGACUCUGUUAAGGGUUUGUGCGGCUCAUCAUACAACAGACAAGAGAACGGUCAAUCACACUCGAUAUCGGAUAGCGAUCAGAAUGAGGACGAAGAUGAUGGAAAGUACCGGAGGAAUGGGAAAUCCAAAAAUCUUGUGGCUGAGAGGAAGAGAAGGAAGAAACUCAACGAAAGGCUCUAUGCUCUUCGUGCCUUGGUCCCAAACAUUUCCAAGUUGGAUAGAGCUUCCAUACUUGGAGAUGCUAUCGAGUAUGUGAUGGAGUUGCAGAAAGAGGCAACAGACCUUCAGAAUGAGCUGGAAUUGAACUCCGAAGACGAUGAUGAAGCAGAAGCAGGAGGAGGAGGAGGGAGGAAACGUAACCAUCUAAGCAGAACAGAAGACAAGAACAGGAUUCCCCGUGUCCCGAAAUCUGAACCAGAAAAAUAUUUAGUUGCAGAAUCAGAAAAAACAGACGACAAAAUCCAACAGAUGGAGCCUCAGGUGGAAGUUGCACAGCUAGACGGGAGCGAGUUUCUGGUGAAGGUGUUCUGCGAACACAAGUCGGGUGGAUUUGUGAGGUUGAUGGAGGCACUGAUCUCUCUAGGGCUGGAGGUCACAAAUGUGAACACAACAAGACACACCUGUCUUGUCUCAAACAUCUUCAAAGUGGAGGUACAGGCUUCACACACACACACACUUCUUCUUCUUCUUGGACAUUCUGUCGAACACCUGUUAUGCUGAUCGAAGUUAGUCGAUGCCCAAAUCCCAACCCUGUUUUUGCAGAGAAGGGAUUGCGAAACGGUUCAAGCUGAUGAUGUCCGGG